Messenger RNA from Chaetomium strumarium, 719 nucleotides. RefSeq lists its product as uncharacterized. The record is from RefSeq and is a predicted model, not a curated record. NCBI's taxonomy places the organism in Eukaryota, Fungi, Ascomycota, Sordariomycetes, Sordariales, Chaetomiaceae. Bases 177 to 560 code for a protein of 127 amino acids. The transcript has 3 exons.
UCGACCGUAAACACACCUCUGACUGGACGACCGCGGCCGAAUCGGUGUUACCUGGUAAAGGGAGCAUAAAUAAGGACCCAUACCCCUGGUUCUGAUCACCGAUGCUUACAGGAAGGAAGAAGCGUAAUCUGUAGUCGUUCCCACCAGUUCUCGCCGUUUCUGAUUCCACUUACACCAUGUCGUCCUCAUCGGAUAUGAACAAAUAUUGGAUCCCCCACCUGGACAUCCACAAGAAGGUUAUCACCCAGGAGCUUCAGUACUAUCUCGGGCCCGAGGCGACAGUGAGGUCUUUCACUCGCGAUGGAGAAGAUGGUUUCCUGAUCACUACACCGGGACCUUGCCUGACAGAUGAGCAAAUAGACGACAUCUGUGUUAAAUCGAAGGAAAUGUGGGAGAAGCAAGCGGCAGCAAGGGCAUCUGGCACCUCCAGCAAGCCACUCAAACGACCGCUCCACCAACCGGUGGUCAUAGCGAAGGCGGGCGGCUCGUCAAGACGAAGGCGUGACAGCCGACGGCGCAACGAAAGUGACACGCGACGCGAUGAGAGACGGCGAAAUUGAUCGUGGUGUGCGUAGGAGGGCCCCCAACCGAGCGGGCGUGUUGCUGGCACCUAAUGUCCAGUGUGGAUAGCCGACGGAAAAGUGGCGGGAGAUUUUUUGACGCCAAACGGAGAUGGGAGAUGUCCCACCAUCUGACGACCAGCUGAUGUCAAGGGCGAG